Molecule: messenger RNA, 2542 nt
Organism: Alligator mississippiensis (American alligator)
Lineage: Eukaryota; Metazoa; Chordata; Crocodylia; Alligatoridae
Gene: SHKBP1
Product: SH3KBP1 binding protein 1
Exons: 18
Coding region: 44-2269 (741 amino acids)
Biological process (GO): protein homooligomerization
Molecular function (GO): protein binding
Source: RefSeq, a predicted model, not a curated record
AUGGGCGAGUGCGGCGGAGCCGGAAGUGCCGCUCCGGCCGGAAAUGGCGGCGGCGGCGGCGGGAGGCAGCGUCGUGAUCCACCUCAACGUGGGGGGCAAGAGGUUCAGCACGUCCCGGCAGACCCUCACCUGGGCCCCGGACUCCUUCUUCUCCAGCCUCCUGAGCGGCCGCAUCUCCAGCCUGAAGGAUGAGACGGGCGCAAUCUUCAUCGACCGGGACCCCGGCAUCUUCGCCCCCAUCCUCAACUUCCUGCGCACCAAGGAGCUGGACCCCAGGGGCGUCGACAUCUCGCUGCUGCUGCACGAGGCCGAGUUCUACGGGAUCGCGCCGCUGGUGCGGCGCCUGCAGCUGCUGGAGGACCUGGAGCGCUCGUCCUGCGGCACCGUCCUCUUCAACGGCUACCUGCCCCCCCCAGCCUCCCCGGGCCGGCGGCAGAACCGGCACAGCCUGGCGGGGCCGCAGGCGUCGGCGCGGGCGGGCGGCCCCGGGGUGACCGUGCGCCGCAGCCACACCAUGCCGCCCAACCGCGGGCAGGCCGGGCUGCUGGGGCGCCUGCUGGACGAGCGCAGCAUCAACCCGGGGGCAGGGCUGGGCGCUGACCCGGGCAUGGUGCGCAUCGUGUGCGGGCACCACAACUGGAUCGCCGUGGCCUACGCCCAGUUCCUCGUGUGCUACAGGAUGCAGGAGCCGUCGGGGUGGCAGCAGGUGUUCUGCAGCCCGCGGCUGGACUGGGUCAUCGAGCGCGUGGCGCUGAACGCCCGGGUGCUGGGCGGCGCCCUCGGCGCCCGCGACAAGAUGGUGGCGGCCGCAUCCUGCAGCGAGAUCCUGCUCUGGGCCCUGCAGGCUGACGGCAGCGGCGGCGAGAUCGGUGUGUUCCACCUGGGGGUGCCCGUGGAGGCUCUCUUCUUCGUGGGCAACCAGCUCGUCGCUGCCAGCCACGCGGGCAAGAUCGGCGUCUGGAACGCAGUCACCAAGCACUGGCAGAUCCAGGACGUCGCCCCUAUCAACAGCUAUGACGCUGCUGGCACCUUCCUGUUGCUGGGCUGCAACAACGGCUCCAUCUACUCCGUGGACGUGCAGAAGUUCCCGCUGCGGAUGAAAGACAACGACUUGCUGGUGACGGAGCUGUACCGCGACCCCGCCGAGGAUGCCGUCACUGCGCUCAGCGUCUACCUCACCCCCAAGACAAGCGACAGCGGCAACUGGAUCGAGAUUGCCUACGGGACCAGCUCGGGGACAGUACGGGUCAUCGUGCAGCACCCGGAGACCGUGGGCUCUGCACCCCAGCUCUUCCAGACCUUCACCGUGCACCGCAGCCCCGUCACCAAGAUCAUGCUGUCUGAGAAGCACCUCAUCUCCAUCUGUGGUGACAACAACCACGUGCGCACGUGGACUGUGACACGGUUCCGGGGCAUGAUCUCCACGCAGCCGGGCUCCACGCCCUUGGCCUCCUUCAAGAUCCUGGCGCUGGAGGCCGUGGAUGGGCACGCAGGCUGCAGCGCUGGCACCGACAUCGGCCCCUUUGGGGAGCGGGACGACCAGCAGGUUUUCAUCCAGAAGGUUGUGCCCGACGCCACCACCGUGCUCGUGCGCCUCUCGUCCACUGGCAAGAGGAUCUGCGAGGUGCGCUCGGUGGAUGGCGCCGCCAUCACAGCUUUCACGGUGCACGAGUGCGAGGGCUCGAGCCGCCUGGGCUCCCGUCCGCGACGCUACCUCUUCACCGGCCACAGCAACGGCGCCGUCCAGACGUGGGACCUCACCACGGCCGUGGAGACGCUGGGCCGGCCCCCAGACUCCGGGGGCCUGACAGAGCAGGAGCUGCUGGAGCAGCUGGAGCAGUGUGACCUGGCGCUGACCCGCACCCCUGAGCUCAGCCCGGCCGGAUCCCUCACGCCCUCCCGCGCCUCCAGCGUCAGCCUCCAGUCCCAGGGCAGCGACGGAGCCCGUGACAAACCUGCCAAGGGGGCACCUGGCCCCGGGGCCCCGCUGGCCCCUGCCCGUGCCAGCCUGCCGGCCCCCCGGCUCCGCGAGGCGCCCGUGCGCUGGGGCAGCCACAGCCCCCUGCCCACCACGGACGGGGAGCCACGAGCAGGGCUGGAGCCGCGGGCGGGCGGCAGCUUCGUGGAGAGGUGCCAGGCUCUGGCCCGCGGCACCGAGCCCGACGGGGCCCGCCCCAGUGCCAGGGCCUGGGCCCCGCGCCAGCCCCCCCACCGAUCUCCCGGCCCUGCACCCCCCAGCCCUGCACGCCUCAACGAGACCUCGUUCUGAGCCUGCUGGCGGGGGAGGAACCCCCGCUCUGAAGUGCUUGUGGGCCCCCCCCCGGGACACUGAGGACUCUGCUGCACCCAUGCUGUCUUAUGGGGGGGCAUCCCCCAACCCCCUCUGUCUGCCUGGCUCUGGGAGGGCCCUGGGGGCCCCCUCCCCCCAGCUGGGCUGGAUUCUGGGGGGGGGCACAAAGGUCACAAAAGGUCACUUUUGGGGGCAGGGCCUGGACCCCCAGGCUCUGCCUCUGCCCCCUUUGAAAAUACACCCUAUCCCCGA